This is a messenger RNA of Caenorhabditis remanei, 999 nucleotides long. RefSeq lists its product as uncharacterized. The transcript has 4 exons. Gene Ontology annotation, biological process: olfactory behavior; G protein-coupled receptor signaling pathway. NCBI's taxonomy places the organism in Eukaryota, Metazoa, Nematoda, Chromadorea, Rhabditida, Rhabditidae. Gene Ontology annotation, molecular function: G protein-coupled olfactory receptor activity. Bases 1 to 999 code for a protein of 332 amino acids. The record is from RefSeq and is a predicted model, not a curated record.
AUGCUCUCCGUGUCUGAGACAAUUCAAACAGAAGUCCAGAAGGCAUGCACAAGUAUCGCCCUGUUUCUAAACCUACUUUUGAUUUACCUGAUCAUAAACAAAUCUCCGAAAGAGCUUGGAGCUUAUAAAUAUUUGAUGAUUUUCAUCUCCGUUCUAGAAGUUGUGUACGCAAUCGUCGAUGUGCUGGUUUGCCCGAUAAUUCAUCACUCUGGAUUCACAUUUCUUCUGAUCACUCGCCUUGAAUCUGCAUGGUUUGGACCUUCAAUUCAGUUGGCUCUAUCUGGUAUCUACUGUGGUCUCUACGGAUCAUGUAUGGCUAUGUUUGGAAUCCAUUUCAUCUAUCGUUAUCUCGUUAUCAAAGGAAAUAAAAUGUUGAAAACUUUCCGAUCCUGGAGAAUCUUCCUCUGGUUUUCAAUUCCCGUAAUCUAUGGCGUCGUCUGGGGAUCGAUUGCAGUGUUGUUCUGUGGUCCGAGAGGGAUUACUAACAGUUUGGUUGAACUUGAUAUUCUGGAGAACUUGGAUCUCAGAAUCAAAGAUAUUGUGUAUAUUGCUCCAUAUCUAUUCGAUGAUGAUCACGAGAUAUACUGGCCUACUAAUUCUUCAUUUGUGACCGUUCUGUAUUUUGGUGUAAAACUGUUCAAGGAACUGCGAGCCUAUACCGAGAAGAACAAUAAUCUAUCAGACAGAAACAAGACUCUUCAGACUCAACUCUAUUAUUCCCUUGUCACUCAAACCCUCAUUCCGAUUAUUCUCCUUCAAGUUCCCGUUACUAUUCUGUUUAUCACUGUCUUCUUCUCCGCCAACGUUGGGGAAUUCACUAGUCUCGUGUCAAUGACGAUUGCUGUCUAUCCAGCAAUUGAUCCGUUACCGACUAUGUUUAUUGUGACAAGUUAUCGGAACGCUAUUGUUGACUUCUUCAAGAGUGUAUCGAAGUGCCGAUCAUUUGGAAAUCGCGCGCCAGUGACUCAACCGACCAGUGUGGAAACUACAAGACUCUAA